Molecule: messenger RNA, 2407 nt
Organism: Pelobates cultripes (western spadefoot toad)
Lineage: Eukaryota; Metazoa; Chordata; Amphibia; Anura; Pelobatidae
Source: the annotation of a GenBank genome assembly
GUUACCAGUCACAGGUUCUAAAUAGAGCUGCUUCUUCUCUGCACCACUGGAGAGUCAGUGUGAGAAAAAUGAAGCACAUCUAUCUUAUCCUGAAUUUGUGCAGUGUGCGUGAGCGCUGUCUCAUUGGUGAAGUGUGGUGUCCUGUGAAUGACCUACCCGUUCUCCAGGGAGCUCUAGCCAGAGCUUCGGUGAGUCUGUUUUUGCGAUAUUUCUCAUUGUAUGUUUGGUAAAGUACUAAAUAUUUUGGAAGUAAUCUGGACCUUUUUGAGGCAUAAUCCACAAAUUACAUUAAAAAUAUAUUUUAGAUUACUAGUCUCAUUGUAAAAAAAUGCAAUCUAAAUAGUGCACAUUUUUCUGUGCAAUUUACUAUGUAGAACUAUUUUCAUUUACAGGAAGACAGUGGAGGUGGUGGAGAAUCAUUCUGUCAUCGGAUUCCAUGUUCUGUCAGUCCUCCAACUCUUAUUCGCACUAAUAAAUUCACUGCAGGUUUUCAAGAAAUUGUUGAUUCCUACGGAGUGGCUAGUUAUCAAGAGGUCAACCCAGGUGUGUCCUUGUUCGUGUUUACUUUCACUUUCUACACUUCCUGUCAUACCAAGACCAGUUUACAGAGGUAGAAAAGUGGAACGCAAAAAGCACACUCUUCCUGAACACUGACAAAACUGUCACAAUGAUCUUUGGAACAGUACCUAAAUUACACAAUUCCCACCUAUCCAUCAAAACAAAUUCAAAUGGCACACUGACCGCAGUCCAUUCUUUCAAAUACUUGGGUAUGAUGUUAGACCCCAAUCUAUCUUUUGGCCUCCACAUAGAAAAGCUUGCAUCUAAACUUUAUCCAAAACUAGGUGCCCUGUACAGAAACAAAUCCUGCCUAAGCCCUACAGUAAAGAAAACGAUUGUACUGCAAAUGCUGAUUCCAAUCAUUGAUUAUGGGGAUGUAGUAUCUGCAUCGCAAUCCCAAAUUAAUAAACUCAACACAUUGUAUAACUCGUUCUGCUGAUUUGUGCUACAAUGUAAUUACAGGACUCACCAUUGUGACAUGCUAAAAGAACUAAACUGGCUGUCGCUUGAAUCCAGACGCACCCUUCAUCUUUCCAGCCUUGUGUUUAAGAGCUUUUCUGGGAAACUCCCACCCUACCUGAACACAAUGCUUUCCUCAGCUGUUCCCACUUCCUAUAACCUCCGAUCCAGUACCAACACUUUACUUAGACUACCUCAAUACAAAAAGAAAGCAGCCUGAUCCUCCUUCUCCUAUAGAGCACCGCAAUUGUGGAACGACCUCCCGCACAAUUUAAAAUCUUCCCUAAGCUUAAAGUCCUUUAAGAGAUCCCUCUCUACAUACCUCAAAACAGAAUGCACGUGUCAUGGUCGAUUAUAUAUUUCCUGCCUGUUCCAUGUUCAAUUUUGUAUUUAUUGUGUAUUAAUGUUGUUGUUUUUGUAUUUUAUUGUACCCUAAUUGUAACAAUGCAAUGAUUUGUGGACCCAGGACAUACUUGAAAACGAGAGAAAUCUCAAUGUAUCUUUCCUGGUAAAAUAUUUUAUAAAUAAAGGAAAUACCUAUGUUCUUGUUGCUUAAAACAAUGUUGAUGUUCUUGCAGCAUUGUACACGAUCAUAACAUUCCCGUUCCUUUUUGCUGUGAUGUUUGGUGAUGUUGGACAUGGUAUCCUUAUGUUUCUAUUCGCUCUCUGGCUAGUUCUUGGGGAGGACGACCCAAAACUUAAACGCUCAGAGAAUGAGGUGAGAAAUGUCAUGAAACUAAAAUGUUAAAGGGAAAUGUAGGCAGUUCUGUUAGAAUUUUCUCCAUAUAUUUUUCUUUCUGUUUCAGAUUUUUUCUAUGUGUUUUGGUGGUCGUUAUCUUAUCCUCCUGAUGGGUGCCUUCUCUGUAUACACAGGGUUUGUGUAUAAUGAGUGUUUCAGCCGUGCAACUUCAAUUUUUCCUUCCGGAUGGAAUGUUACAUCCAUGGCAUAUGAUAAUAAUGACUUGCAGUGAGUAAAACUUAGUCUCUGUAUACACAUGCUUCUUUACCUGCUUUCUAUUGCCUAACUUUUAUCUUUAAAUGUAUUGUUUAGUAAGGCAUUUAAGGCAAAGUCUCCUGUGGAUCCACUGAACCCAAACAUGACUGGUGUCUUCAUAGGUGUAUAUCCAUUUGGCAUUGAUCCAGUAAGUUUCUUGUAUAAAUCAAUUGCAUCUUUAUUUGAUUUGUUGUGGGGUGUGUAAAUUUUUUUAUUUUAUUUUUUUAAUUGUUGUAUAAUUUCUUCCUUUUGUUUACAGAUUUGGAGCCUUGCCUCAAACAAACUCACUUUUCUAAACUCUUUUAAAAUGAAGAUGUCUGUUAUUCUGGGCGUCUUUCACAUGGCAUUUGGUGUAUGUCUUAGUAUUUUCAAUUUUGUGUGAGUAUCUGUGUAUCC